UGUGUCAUAUUACUUUGGCUCUCUUUGAUAGUACUACUGGUAGCUUCAAGUGUUUAUGAAGCAUAUAAAGUGCCACUUGAUUUCUAAGUGAUAGGUUGAUCUUGAAUUGCUCCCAUUUGUUGAAUUAGGCAACCAUUUUAGAUUAGUACAUUUUAAGGCAGGUCCACGUGGAUUAAUGUGUUGCCCAUUUGAAUGACAUUGUAUGCUUUUCAACAGCCUCUGUAGCAUCUUUUGUUUGAGCUGGCAACUGACAGGACUUUUAGCUUAUAUUUUAUUGCUAGCAAUCCAGUUGGAUUGCUAGACAGCCAAAUUAUUCAAAAAUUUCCUUUUACUUGUCCAAUUCUUAGAACAAUUUUGGUCUAUUUUCUACUCUCUUCUUAGAACUCUGUUUGCACUUCAGCUGAAUAGAUGUGUAUGCAUUUUGUUUGGAAACUCUUGCCAGCAAGUUGAUUCUGGAAGUCUUCAAGUCCUGAAAAAUGCAAAAUUGGCUUUAAGUCCUGAAAAACUCAUGUAGAAGUUGUUUACCUGUAAUCUGACAUAAGCUAUUAUGUAAAAACUUAUGAAUUAGAUCAUAUCAGUACUUAUCAUAUCAAUCCUUUAAGAUUCCAUUAGCAUGAAUGAUUUUGCAUUGUGCAGCUUGCUUCUUUCUGCAUACUGAGCAAAAAUUCAUUAUGUGAAGAGAUAGGGCCUUCUAAUUCUAAAUGGUUGUGAUGCUUGUGCAUAGGUCUGCACCAUGAGAGUAGAGAAGUGCCUGAAUGAGAUAGUGAAUAGGUUGAACAAGACAAAAGUCGAAAGGAAGCCUGACUUGAAAGCUGGGAGUCUGUUGCAUGGUUUGUAUGAUGCAGUUGACCUUUCUCAAGGAACACGAGAUCUCACUGAUGUCAAGGGUCUGCAACCGGAACUUCCUGACAACAUGCACCCCAAGCUGUUAGACUUGAUGCAAAGAUGUUGGGAGGUAACUCCUACUGAUCAGCCAUCCUUCUCACAGAUAACAGUGGAACUUGAAGAACUCCUGCAAGAGGUUCAGUUUUCUAAGUUCAUCUGAUGGCAAAGUUAUAGAGGUGUACUAGUAAGAUUAGGUAAAUUGAUGGGUCUAUGUUCCACCGUCUUUUAGUGAAAUGGUGAAAUGGGUAUUAGAUGGUCAGUAAUUAGUCUCAGCUGCUGUUUUUUCUUUCCAUAAACAACUACACCAUACGUUAUGUGGACCUUUAUGUGAAAACCUUAUUUCUAAUAUGAUGAACUUGUCCACAUAACUGGUUGGGUUUCUCAAUCUCUCCUCACAUGAACACGGAUGCAU
Messenger RNA from Magnolia sinica, 1297 nucleotides. RefSeq lists its product as uncharacterized. Bases 734 to 1045 code for a protein of 103 amino acids. Gene Ontology annotation, molecular function: protein kinase activity. NCBI's taxonomy places the organism in Eukaryota, Viridiplantae, Streptophyta, Magnoliopsida, Magnoliales, Magnoliaceae. The transcript has 4 exons. The record is from RefSeq and is a predicted model, not a curated record. Gene Ontology annotation, biological process: protein phosphorylation.